Penicillium mononematosum is the source of this 342-nucleotide messenger RNA. RefSeq lists its product as uncharacterized. Bases 1 to 342 code for a protein of 113 amino acids. Lineage: Eukaryota; Fungi; Ascomycota; Eurotiomycetes; Eurotiales; Aspergillaceae. The transcript has a single exon. The record is from RefSeq and is a predicted model, not a curated record.
AUGCAUUUCGGAAAGACCCUCGCACUCUUCUGCCUCAGCCCCGGGGCUCUGUCGUACGUGAUCACCGCGUACCGAGGCGACGACUGUACCGACGAGUCCAAGAGCGUCAAUGUGUGGGACAACACAUGCAGAGAUACCAACAUUUUCCCGACCAAGUCCAUCAGAGUCGACACAUACGGAGGUCGUCACCAGAAAGCCACCUUCUUUACAGCCAACGGAUGCGGUGCUGCUGUCAGCGCACGGUACGCUUGGUGGGCGGACGGUGGUGACAGUGAAUUCAAGCAGGGGGCGUGCCUGAAAUUCGACCAGGAGAUUCAUGCCUACGGCUCCGUUUCGGCUUAG